AUGCCGAAGUCCUUUCUUGUUCGAAAGUAUCUUAAAAAGCAGCAACAGCAACAACUGGAACAAAAGGAAAGGCAAGACCAGGGUCAACAGGAGGAACAUGUAGAGAAUUUAGGUCUGAAAGUCAAUGAGGAAGAACACCAGUUGUGUGAUAUCGGUGAACCUGCAGCCGCUGCAGCUGAAACUAGACACGAUGAGAUGGACUUCAUCGCAUCCACGCCUCCAGUCGUCGAGGGGGCGGAACUUAAACGAGAACCAAUACAGAAUUUGGAGAGUCGACAAGAAAUGCCCAGAAGUUCACAUGUAGUUCGCAAACCUAAGACAUUAAAAUUGCAGCCGUUUAGUCAUGGGUAUAUGCAUAAAGAGCGAAUAGAUCCCAGAAUGACCUACCCAUUUUCUCCCAUGUGUCAUGAACAGAAGGUAUAUAACUACAUGCUUCAAUCUCCGAGUUCUUUACAUUGUGGUAUGGGAAUGACCGACGCUCUUUCUCCACUUCCGGGCUACUCCUUCCGGCAGCACGAGCUAGCAUCUCCCGGAUCUCCAGUAACACCAGUCAUUAGUCCUGCACGUGAGCGGGAACUUGAUCUACCAAUGAAGGAGGUUAGACGACAACAGCAAGAGUUAAUGGACAAAGAGCGUCUCAAAACUGCAGUUUUCUCCAACAAUACAGACAACUAUCAGGCAAAAAUGAAAGUGGAAUCAAAAUCCAACGUUAACCACGAACAAUACCCGCCUACAUCAUUGAUGAGGCGUUCUCUAUUACAAGGAGUCGAGCUUGUCAACGGCGGAUAUGGCAUUAAGAAUCCCUUACUAGCACAUAUACGCAUGGACGACGGUGUGGCGGAGGAAUUAGCAGAACAGACUAAUGAUAAUAAAUAUGUCUGUAAAGUCUGCAACAAGUCCUUCCAGCUUCAGAGACUGCUAAACAGACAUCUAAAAUGUCACAGCGAGAUAAAACGCUACCUGUGUACCUUCUGUGGCAAGGGUUUCAACGACACUUUCGACCUCAAGCGACACACGAGAACGCAUACAGGUGUCCGCCCGUACAAAUGUGACCAAUGUGGGAAGGCUUUCACUCAGCGAUGUUCUCUGGAAUCUCACUGCAGGAAAGUCCACAAUUCUAAAUUUGCUUUUGCUUAUAAGGAACGUCGGAGGAAGCUGUAUGUUUGUGAGGAUUGUGGACAUACGACCAGUGAUCCAGGCGUCCAUUAUGUACACUUAAAAAAUUUCCACCCACAAAGUCCAGUACUGAUGAAGUUUUAUGAUAAACGACAAUUUAAAUUCGCCGAGGAGAAUUCUUUGAGCAAUUGCGCAAUACAGUAUUGA
This is a messenger RNA of Ylistrum balloti, 1323 nucleotides long. RefSeq names its product zinc finger protein SNAI2-like. NCBI's taxonomy places the organism in Eukaryota, Metazoa, Mollusca, Bivalvia, Pectinida, Pectinidae. Gene Ontology annotation, biological process: epidermal cell differentiation; regulation of transcription by RNA polymerase II. The transcript has 5 exons. Gene Ontology annotation, cellular component: nucleus. Bases 1 to 1323 code for a protein of 440 amino acids. Gene Ontology annotation, molecular function: RNA polymerase II cis-regulatory region sequence-specific DNA binding; DNA-binding transcription factor activity, RNA polymerase II-specific. The record is from RefSeq and is a predicted model, not a curated record.